GGCGCCUACCAGGAGGGCACGCCGCUGGGCGGCAAGGUGGUGCUGGCCGCCGCGCUGGCGCUGCUCACGCUGGCCACCAUGCUGUCCAACGCCUUCGUCAUCGCCACCGUGUCCCGCACCAGGAAGCUGCACACGCCGGCCAACUAUCUCAUCGCCUCGCUGGCCGUCACCGACCUGCUGGUGGCCAUCCUGGUCAUGCCCGUGAGCACCGUGUACACCGUGACGGGCAAGUGGACGCUGGGCCAGGUGGUGUGCGACGUGUGGCUGUCCUCGGACAUCACCUGUUGCACGGCCUCCAUCCUGCACCUCUGCGUCAUCGCGCUGGACCGCUACUGGGCCAUCACGGACGCCGUGGGCUACUCCAGCAAAAGGACUCCCCGGCGGGCGGCCGGCAUGAUCGCGCUGGUCUGGGUCUUCUCCAUCUCCAUCUCCAUGCCGCCGCUCUUCUGGCGCCAGGCCAAGGCGGACGAGGUGUCGGACUGCGUGGUGAACACGGACCACAUCCUCUACACCGUCUACUCCACGGUGGGCGCCUUCUACCUGCCCACGCUGCUGCUCAUCGCCCUCUACGGCCGCAUCUACGUGGAGGCCCGCUCCCGCAUCCUGAAGCAGACGCCCAAGAAAGCGGGCAAGCGCUUCACCCGGGCGCACCUCAUCACGGACUCCCCCGGCUCCUCCUCGUCCGUCACCUCCAUCAACUCCAAGGCCCCCGAGCCGGGCAGCGACGCGGGCUCGCCCGUGUACAUGAACCAGGUCAAGGUGAAGGUCUCCGACGCCCUGCUGGAGAAGAAGAAGCUCACGGCUGCCAGGGAGCGGAAAGCCACCAAGACUCUGGGGAUUAUCCUGGGCGCCUUCAUCGUCUGCUGGCUGCCCUUCUUCAUCAUCUCCCUGGUGCUGCCCAUUUGCAAGGACGCGUGCUGGUUCCACAUGGCCAUCUUUGACUUUUUCACGUGGCUCGGAUAUCUCAACUCCCUCAUCAACCCCAUCAUCUACACCAUGUCCAACGAAGACUUCAAGCAAGCGUUUCAGAAACUGAUCCGCUUCCGAUGCAGCGGCUGAACGCGGAUCGGCCUGGACGCUGCGGAGCGGCUUGAAUGCGCAUUCGUGUCCGACUCCGCAGAAUCAAGUUGCUAUUGUAAAGACCCACGGCUUGAAACUCCCCAACCCCAGUUGUCAGACUCAUGAGGCUGCAAAAACGUCAAUACAUUCUGCCACCAAACUGUUCAGCCCUGCAUUUCAGUGUAAUGACUGUCGCAGAGAUGCUGUUCAAAUAUAAUCACACACAUCAGUUGCAAACAAAUAAACAAAACAGAGGGCAACUUGGAGUUCGGAGGCUUAUAACCCAUCUGGGCUGGAAAAAAAAGUUGGAGAGCAAACUAUUUAUUUUGCAGGCUUACUUUUUAAUUAUUCUUUUGCAAGUUGUAGGGGUGUGCACAAAAGCACAGUUACUGUGUGUGUAAUAUUAGAAUAUUUGUAUUUAUGUGUGCACUUGUAAUUUCUUCUUUUCAGCAGAAAGAGUUGUUAAUUUCACUUGCAGGGCCUGGAGGAAAACUGGGACAUUUUUAAAAAUAGGAACAUUGCAGUACGCUGUGUAAAUGAACUCCUUCAGCUGAAUAUGAGAGAGAGGUAGGAAUGUGCAGAUUAUAUAUGGAUUGCAAACAAGGCAAAUGCAAGUAAUCUUGUAAUAAGAGUUCUGUACACAUUCAUCUGCAUUGCACACACAUGGCUGACUGUCUUCAUCAUUACCUUCAUACAUUAAUACUUCUUGCUUCCACUCAGUCCAGGAAUGGAAAACAAAGAAGUCCUGUGACCUUUGCCUUUAACCAGCUGGGAAUAGGAGCAGUCAUUUUGAUGUUGUAACUUAAGUUUUCCAUUUUUGUGUCAGUUGCACACCCUUACUACAUGGAACACCAAGGACUACAUAAUCUUAUGAAAUACCUCUAUUAUCUAGUGUUGUGCUCUGUAGAGAAACAAAGCAGUUUGCUCUUUCAGAAGAGCUACAUCACCUGCAAAACAAAUAUCUACACAUCAAAAUAAGCACCUGGGAGUGAAAUUGCUCUUCUCCCAUUAUCUUUUUAUUUCAUUUCCCCCCUUUAUUCUGAUAAGACCUUAAAGCACUACUAAACUCCAGCAAGUCAAAAUUAGAGUUUCAGAACAUG
Messenger RNA from Alligator sinensis (Chinese alligator), 2159 nucleotides. It is a transcript of the gene HTR1B, whose product is annotated as 5-hydroxytryptamine receptor 1B. The annotation marks the transcript as partial. Gene Ontology annotation, cellular component: dendrite; plasma membrane. Gene Ontology annotation, biological process: G protein-coupled receptor signaling pathway, coupled to cyclic nucleotide second messenger; regulation of behavior; chemical synaptic transmission. The record is from RefSeq and is a predicted model, not a curated record. Gene Ontology annotation, molecular function: neurotransmitter receptor activity; G protein-coupled serotonin receptor activity. NCBI's taxonomy places the organism in Eukaryota, Metazoa, Chordata, Crocodylia, Alligatoridae. The transcript has 2 exons.